Clupea harengus (Atlantic herring) is the source of this 814-nucleotide messenger RNA. RefSeq names its product gametocyte-specific factor 1. Lineage: Eukaryota; Metazoa; Chordata; Actinopteri; Clupeiformes; Clupeidae. The record is from RefSeq and is a predicted model, not a curated record.
ACAUGCUAUAAAGCACUUCCUUUAAUGUGAAUUUCAUUCUCAGCCCUCAGCAGAAUCUCAGGUGCACUGUUGAUAACCUGCACAUCAAAACGAUUGAAAUAAUUGGGGAUCCAGCCGAAUUAGUGUUCAAAAUGGCCACUGGGUUUGGAGCGACUUGCGGGCCAACGCCACUCUACAGGAGUUUCAAUGGCUCACAGUCUGAUGAAGAUCCUAAUGGGGAUGAUGCCUGGAACCCAGAUAGGCUAGUCAAGUGCCCUUAUGACCCUAACCACAUGAUACGUCAGUGCCGCUUUCCAUAUCACGUUCUCAAGUGCAGAAAGAAUCAUCCCGAAUUGGAGUGUGACCUGAGAACCUGCCCUUACAAUGCACGACACAUAGUGCUAAAGGAUGGGCUGUCCCAACACAUGGCCAUCUGUAUUGACAAGCAAGCGGUGGAAGAAGAAAUAGGAGCCAAUUCUGAGCUUCAGAGGAAAUACGCCGUACCAAUCAGCACCAACACUUUACCGUCCAGCGAGGACUGGGAUAAAGAGGAAGAUAGUCACACGCCUCCGUUUGUGUGGGGGGUUACGUCUCAGAUCAGCCCCAGUCCCGAGGUCACAAACAACCUGGUUCCUGGACUGAGGACUCCACACGUUCUCCCAUGGAAAUAAAUGGAGGGAAACGGCAGACGGUGUUUGCAAGUUUGGUUUUAGUUCAAAUGUUCUUAAAUGGAAUGCACAUUUUAAGUUGCUUUAUUGUCGCUCCAUCUUACACGGCAUCCAUCUUAGCGUCUUAGUUUAAUUAGUUUGAGGCAAUAAAUCAUAAUUUGUUUAAA